Messenger RNA from Solanum verrucosum, 2357 nucleotides. Its product is annotated as F-box protein At-B-like. The record is from RefSeq and is a predicted model, not a curated record. NCBI's taxonomy places the organism in Eukaryota, Viridiplantae, Streptophyta, Magnoliopsida, Solanales, Solanaceae. Gene Ontology annotation, molecular function: protein binding. The coding region runs from base 196 to 2016 and encodes 606 amino acids. Gene Ontology annotation, cellular component: SCF ubiquitin ligase complex. The transcript is spliced from 4 exons. Gene Ontology annotation, biological process: SCF-dependent proteasomal ubiquitin-dependent protein catabolic process.
AAUUUAAAAUUGUAUGUACAUGAGUAUAUUUUUUAAAUUUCACUUGUGAAAUUAUAUGGAUUCGCCAUGAAAAAUGGGGAAACUUAUGAAUGGUUUUCAGCAAAUGCAAAUGAUGAAUUGAUCGAAUUUUUUUGUACUUUUUGCUGGAAAAAUGGCAGGAAAUCGUGGAAUUAGGUUUUGGUAUAUGUUUCAUCCAUGGCCGGAACUGCCAAGGGACACCAUACCGGAGAGGAAGGAGGAGCAGGAAGCUCCGAAGUCGUUUUUGAGCCGUCAAUGGAUAAAUUUCCAGUCCAUAUAAUAAGUUGUAUAUUGGAAAAACUGGAUUUGGAAUCUGUUUGCACCGCCGCUUGUGUCUCUCCGACUUUCAGUUCCGCCGCCGCACAAGUUUUCCCUUCUUUAUCGUCUCUCGAUCUUUCCGGACAUUAUCUGGAUGAAGAAACUCUAAAACAAGUAGCGCGUAGGGUCCAAGGAGCCAAUAGUUUAACUAUUGAUUGCCUCCAACUGAAGAAUGACACCUCCAUUUUCAAUAUUCUUGGUGAACAUAUCGAAGAUUUGAGUUUGCUCAAAUGUUCCUCUCUGUCUUACCACAUUCUUAGUGCAAUUAGAGAAAGGUGCCCCAACUUAAGGUCCUUGCUUAUUGAAUUUGCUGGGUGUGAAGAUCCACAACUUUUCAAAAACAAACUUACAGAAAUGCUCCAAAAGUUGACCUUGUUAGAGGUGCUGUCCAUAAAAAUUCGAGUGACCUACUUUGAUGUAUUUGAUGUACGACCUCUUGAACUAUUUCUGCCCAAAAGUUUAAAAAAAUUGAAGUUACAACAAACAGAGGGACGCACAUUUGUCCAUUGGUUAGAUAAGAUCAGGGAUAUCCCUUGGUUCAACUUGCAAAGCUUAUCUCUUGUCUUGGAUGUUAUAUCAGAUAGUCUUCUCAUGACAGUUGUGUAUUCUCUUCCUCUUUUGGUGGAGCUGGAUCUUGAAGACAGACCUUUUAUGGAUCCAACGGCACUGGACUUGACCAACAUUGGAAUGCAGUGUGUGCAGUCCUGCAAGCAUCUAAUUACCCUUGCAAUUGUUCGAAGUAGUAUGUAUUGUCCCACUGCAUUUACGAGAGUGGACAAUAUGGGCAUGUUCCUUCUUUCUGAAGGUUGUGGAAGGUUGGAAUCAGUGAAACUUGGUGGGUUCGCAAACGUUACUGAUGCUGGGUUUUCGUCAAUUCUGUACUCAUGCCGGAAACUGAAGAAAUUUGAAGUGUCAAAUUCACGUCUAUUAUCAGACUUGGUGUUUCAUAAUAUGAGAGGAGUUGCAAGGUCCCUAAUUGAAUUAAGGUUGUUAUCAUGCAGGCUUCUAACUAGUGAAGCUUUGGAGGAGUUGUCCUCAUUGAGUAAGUUGGAGGUACUUGACACAAGUGGGUGCAGAAGCAUUGCAGACCCCUGUCUCUUCGUCAUAUCAAGUGUUACUACACUCACAAAACUAAACUUAGCAGAAGCUGAUAUCACCGAUAAGGGUCUUGCUUUGCUUGGUAUGGGAAACUUGGGCAUUACGCAGUUGUGCAUCAGAGGCUGUAAGAGAGUAACUGAUAAGGGAAUUGAGCGUUUAUUUCGUGCUGAAGGGAAAAUUGGUAAGACGUUAUCACUGUUGGAUGUCAGUCGCAUGCCCGGAAUAACUGAUGCAGCUAUAUUUACCAUUGCAUCUGCUGCUAAAGCAUUAACUGAUUUAAGUCUAAGGUACUGCUUUCAUGUGACUGAUGCUGCAGUGAAGAUGUUGGUGGAUAGACCAAAUCACAAGGGUAGUCUAGUUCAAAAGCUUGAUCUUUUUGAAUGUCGAAGUCUGUCUGGUGAUUCGAUAAUGCUACUUAUGCACAAGUCUUCUUUCCGUGGUUUGCGCUGGCUUGGUGUUGGAGGUACUCUGUUAGUCGAUAAAAGAGACAAUUUCUCCACAAUAUGCAAUGUGCGACCCUGGCUGGUUGUGUGUUUUGAUGGCUGCGAAUUUGGGUGCCAUGAUGGUUGGCAAUUUCAUUAACAGAAGGCGGAUAUUUUAAGAGGAAAUUCAACAGAUCAAGAUGGACCUCAUCCUUGGCAUCUCAAAGGCUGGCCCCUUUUACAUAGUAGUAACAUUUCAAUUAGGUAUCUCCAUAUUUCAGUAGCACAAGUUGGUGAUGCAUGUUGGAUUGCUUCCUAGGCUGCAACUCAUCUUUUGUGUCUCUACGUGUGCUUGAGCAAGACUCUGUUUAUUUUAUUUUAGCCUUCUCCCUUAGUUUAGGCAUUAUUGUGCUUUAUUAGCUAUCUAUUGUAAUGAACCUUUAGAAUUACAAACACCCUGUUAAACCGUUUUAAAUGAACCAUGAUCAUUGAUCAAUUAUA